Molecule: messenger RNA, 963 nt
Organism: Eutrema salsugineum
Lineage: Eukaryota; Viridiplantae; Streptophyta; Magnoliopsida; Brassicales; Brassicaceae
Exons: 1
Coding region: 210-623 (137 amino acids)
Source: RefSeq, a predicted model, not a curated record
UUAACAUUAACAUACACACAAAACCCCAAAACACAACUUCUCAAGAAACUCUCUCUACGUUUCCUUCGUCUUCUUCUCUCUUCCUCCUCUGUUAUAAAAAACCCAAAUCCCAUUUUCCUACAGAUAUUAAGUUUCUCUUCUCUAUCUCCAUCCGAGUAUUCGUCUCAUAACUAACCUCCUGAGCUGAUCUGAAUUACUCCUCUCUGUAAAUGGCAGAGGAGUUCGAUGAAUCCGAGGUUUUAUUCUCCGACGAUUUCAGCUCCGUUCUCAAGAGAGACGAAGAGAAUGAGAAUCUAAUGUUCGGUUUCAAGGAGAGGAAGAAGACGAGGCGGAUAAUCAAGAGAACGGAGAAGGCGUCGUUGUCGAGCUCGCUUCCGGUGAAUAUCCCAGAGAACAUGUUCCGGAGAUACGUCGGGAAAGAAGACGAUGAUGAGUACACCGAUGAGGAAUAUUCCGACGAAGGAAGAGAGAUCGUUCCGCCGCAUAUUAUCGUCGGACGGAGGAUCCAAGGAGGACAAGUGGCGUUUUCCGUUUGUACAGGUAGCGGAAGGACUCUCAAGGGGAGAGAUCUGAGCCGGGUCAGGAAUUCGGUUCUUAGGUUAACCGGUUUUUUGGAGGCUUGAACCGUUGCUACUACUACCGGUUUUCCCAUUUUAUCAUCAUCAUCAUCUCCCAAUUAUUAUUAUUUUUAGCAAUUUACGGGGAAAAUUUCCAGCUUUUCCCGUGUUGUUUUUGUUUAAGUAGAAGGUGGGAAAAAUGUGAAAAAGAAAGAAAGAAAUUGAUCCAUUUUUUCCCUUUUUUAAAAAAACUGUUUUAUUUUUCCCUCAAUUGUAUUGGAAAAAUAGAAGUAAACUAUUUGUGUUAAUUUAUGAGAAAGAAAUAUCCAAAGUUUGUCAAGUGUGUCUUUUGUGAAGUUAUGGAAGUGUGAUGAAUAUAUCUGAGUUGGAUUAUUGUUGUGCAGAU